This is a messenger RNA of Diaporthe batatas, 2490 nucleotides long. RefSeq lists its product as uncharacterized. Gene Ontology annotation, molecular function: protein binding. The record is from RefSeq and is a predicted model, not a curated record. Gene Ontology annotation, cellular component: nucleus; cytoplasm. The transcript has a single exon. Lineage: Eukaryota; Fungi; Ascomycota; Sordariomycetes; Diaporthales; Diaporthaceae. The coding region runs from base 1 to 2490 and encodes 829 amino acids.
AUGGCCGACCAGGUUCAACCGCCCGAAGACUGGGCACGGAAACCCGGGGAACAGCUCACGAAUCCUCGUCCCUGCUUGACUACGCUUCCUGCAGAGCUUCACUUCCGGAUUGUCAGUCUUGCUCUUGCGGCAGGACAAGAGCGUGACGUUUCUGCUCUCGCAAGAACAAGCAAAUUGAUGCAUUGCAUGAUCAACUACGAGCUGCACAGACUUGUUGUCAAGCACAAGAUGUUUUUCCUUCUCCACUGGGCCGCACGAUGGAACCAGCUGGGAACUUUGAAGCUUGCACUUGAAUACGGCGCGAACCCAAAUCAAAUGCGGACGUCGGACUUUAGUCGUCUUUCCAAACGUUCAGGUUGGGGCUUCCGCCCGCUUGGUUGGAACCUCACCGCUUCCACUGAUCAUGAGCUCAACGCGGCUAUGCGGCGGAAGUAUGGCUUCAUGGCGAAUCAGGGGCAAGUCUGGUUUACUAGCACUACCAGCCUUUCGACAACAACCAGUGCCCAGUUUCGUCUUCUCAUGAACCACUACGUGCAGUACCGCACACCUAUACCGAGGCUACCUCUUGAUAAUAAAAGCGCGAAGCUGCUCGAACUGUCAGAACCGCUCGACGAAGACUUUGCGUUUCCUCAAAACAUGUCUCCGGUGGACAUGAACGGACGAGAUGUCAAGAUCAGGUUCGUGCGAUUGUUCCAGUAUUGGGACACGCCGCUUCACGUCGCAGCCGCGCUUGAUCGGGCCUCAGUUGCAGAGACUCUGCUUGCCAACGGAGGUGAUAUGGACUGCACAGCUACCGAGGUUUGCAGUUGUCUCAGGCGCGCUGCAACAUCCAGUGCGGGAUAUGCACUGGGAGGAAACUCUCAAGAUAUCUUUACCUACACGCCUUUGCACGUUGCGAUAUGCGUGGGAAGCUACGGAGUAGCCAAGGUGCUCGUAGCCUCUGGGGCGGAAAGGAUGGCAAGGAUAUUGCGGAGCAACGGCGCCAGAGAAUGGCUUGAGGAGAAUGCGCUUCACACAGCGCUCUCCUGGCGCCCUGGCGUCCUCUUCGAUUACGAUUUUGUCGAGUUCCUGCUCAAACAAGGAUACGCAGCCCGCAUCGAAGAACGAAAUUUCGAAGGCAUGACACCACUGCAAAUUGCUUGUCAGGGUGUCUAUGAACCAGAACGAGAACCAUCACGAAGGGAUGUUUUGGGGCUCCUUAUCCGCUAUGGUGCGGAUCCCAAUAGCCAAUGUUUAAUGCCACCGGCCGGUCGCGUCUUAAUGAUAUCCCGUCAUCCCAGCAUUAGACGCGAUGAUAUGGCCACUAUCGGUCUGUGGGCAACUCGGCUAGGUAACUUCAGGGGUGCUAAAUUACUUCUGGACCACGGUGCGGAUGCAAGCGCGAGAUCUUCAACCAUGCAUGAGACCAUGCUAUUUGCUCUGUGCAAAGCAUCGGACGUGUGGCCUUCACCAAAUGACACACAUGAUCGAUAUUGGCGAAGCAGGUUGUUGGAUGACCUGCUGGCCCGCGGUACAGCAAAAGACCUGAACACUUUCUACGGAAAGGACCAGAACCUCUUAAUGAGGGUUAUCGGAGUCAGAAUGUUCGAAACUAUUCCGCAGAGCCAUACCGGCGAGUGGGAAUCAAAAGUCUUUACUGCAGGGGCCGACAUCAUGGCAGGGGCCGACAUGGGGCAAACCACACCCUUCGAGCUCAUGAUCACCGCAGCGCUCAGCCAGCCCUUUAAUUGGAUUGUAGACUCAACGCCUGGUCGGACGUACAUCCCUAACUUGUGCAGCAAGAUCCUGGUCAUCUUGCGAGCAUCCGGAAUCAAAAACCAUCGCUUUAGGCCAGGAGCGAUGCUCAAUCGGUUCUGGGGACUCCUGAAAAGGCACUCUCAGCAUAUUGGCAUAGCCAUUUUUGUGCUGCCCGCUCUUCUCGGGGCCGGUUUCAGCCCAGCAGAAGUCGACAGUCACGGCGACACAGCCAUGACCUCGUUCCUGCAGCACCUUCUCGACAACCCUUUGUGGGCGACAACUGACAGCAAUACUUUCUUUUACCAAGGCUGGAUCCUCCCCACGAUCAUGGCCAUGUUACAGGAGCAUGACGCCGCACUUGACAACAGGAAUAACAAGGGAUUUACGGCUUCCGACUAUGUACGCCAGAUAAUUGACUACAAAGGCAGUGAGGAAGGCUUGAUCCUGCUGCGUAAUUUCAUGCGUCGCUCAGUGAGAAUUUCCCAGGACGGCCAUCGCGACAGCUUCAAAUUCCAUCCCACAGCAGUCGUCGGCCUGAUUGAUGGAUAUGACACCGUUGCGAGGCUUUUGAAUGACCAGUCAAGGUGGUUGACUUGUAAGCAUCUCUGUGAGAGAGGCUACUGUAGUAUUCCAGGCGGUAGGAAUUGGAGGAGCGGAUGUACAACACACCCCACUCCGCCAACUGCGAUGUGUGAAGGCGAUUGCUGCCCGCUCCGAGCUCGCGACAGCCUGAGCCGGCAGGAUUUCUUUUAA